GCUAAUUGGUCCAUCUCAGCCAAUAGUGGCAAUGCUUGGUGAUGAUGUCAUCUUGCCUAGCCACCUGGAACCUGCCAUGGCUGUUGUUGGCAGGACAGUGGAGUGGACGAGACCUGACCUGAAUCCCCAGUUUGUCCAUACGUGGCGUGAAGGUCUGGAACUUCUAAUUGAUCACCACCCGUCCUACAAGGGCAGAACGUCUCUGCUCAUGGCCAAACUGAAGGACGGAGACGUUUCACUGAAACUCUCUGAAGUCAAACUCUCUGAUGAGGGAAAAUACAGAUGCUUCAUUCCUUCACUGGGUAAAGAAACUACUGUUCAGCUUAUUGUUGGUUUUGUCUCGUCUCCGUUCAUUGCGAUUAACAAAAGCAGCAGUGGAGUGGUUUUAGAGUGUGAAAGUAAAGGCUGGUACCCAGAGCCUGAGCUGUUUUGGCUGGACGCUGAGGGAAAGCUCCUCUCUGCUGGAGCUCCAGAGACAGUCAGAGGUCCUGAUGGCCUCUAUACUGUCAGCAGCAGAGUGACUGUGGAGAAGAGCCACAGCAACAGCUUCACCUGCAGGGUUCAACAGAGCAAAAUACAGCAAACCAGGCUGAUGCGGAUUCAUCUUGAAGAUGGUGUCUUCAUGGACAAAUCUAAUUGUUCUGCUGCUCAUAUCACCACUGGCUUUGCUGUUGUGUUGUUGUGUGUUGUUGUUGUUGUCUUUUCUGUUUAUUUAUGGAGAACAAACAAACUUGGCAACACAAGGAUGGGUCGACUAACGAACAUCUUCAGUAAAAAACAGACGCAGCAGAGAGAAGAGCUCAACAACUUAGGACAAGAAGGUCCAACAGAUGAAGAAAGAGAGAGACAGAAGCUCAUGGCAGAGAAGGAGGUGAAGAAAAAUGCCAAACAUGAAGAGGAGCAGAAGAAAGAGAAUGAACGGAAACAGAAGGAGGAGCUGGAGAAACAGAUCAAGCAGCUGGAAUCAGAGCUGAAGGAGGUAAAGAAAAGUGAAGAGACUGAGAGGAAGCUAAAGGAGGAUGCUGAGAAAAUGAAACACGAGUACAAAGAUCUGCUAAAAAAGAGCAACUUGGUUCUGAUGAACAGAAGGUCAGAACUUGAGAUGAAGCUUAAGAGAACCAAAGAAAAGAGCAUGAAGAGUGACAAGAAAGAAGAGAAGGUAAAGGCAGUCAUUGAGGCGCUGAAGGAGACAAAGAUGAUGAUCGAUGAGGUUCAGAAAAGGUUUUAGUCAGUCAGGGAGGGAACAGCUCUCAGACCAGAGGAGCAAACAAACAUCUCCACAACAGGAGAUGAAAAUAAUGACAUUUACAUUAAACUAAAACCAUGGACAAUCCUACCAGCAGCAUUAAACACUCAUGUUAUUAUUCUUAUUCUUACUCUUAUUUUGUUAAACCAAAUCAGUAGCUCAGUAUGUUGGUUUAAGAUUUUAAAACAGAGUAACAGAAGCUGAAUUUAUGUAAAUAAUACAAUUACAAAUAAAAAUACUAUUUCCAUACUCAGUUUUUGGUGCCAACAAUUAGUAGUUGUGAAUUUUUUUUUUUAGUUUUUAUCAUAAGAUACAUCUGUGUACUGUAUGUAAUACUGUGACAGUUAGCUUAUGCCAUUUUCUUUGAUAAGAGCUAAAAUAUUUUUAUUACUGUUUACUUUGAGUACAGUGUGUCAUCAGGUGUGUGUGUGUGUGUGUGUGUGUGUAAAUAUUGAAGCUGCAGAAAACCCAACCCAUCCUUGCUUUAUUUUAG
Myripristis murdjan (pinecone soldierfish) is the source of this 1739-nucleotide messenger RNA. Its product is annotated as butyrophilin subfamily 3 member A2-like. NCBI's taxonomy places the organism in Eukaryota, Metazoa, Chordata, Actinopteri, Holocentriformes, Holocentridae. Gene Ontology annotation, molecular function: signaling receptor binding. The record is from RefSeq and is a predicted model, not a curated record. The transcript has 5 exons. Gene Ontology annotation, biological process: regulation of cytokine production; T cell receptor signaling pathway. Bases 32 to 1228 code for a protein of 398 amino acids. Gene Ontology annotation, cellular component: external side of plasma membrane.